CCGUGAUUCAUUAAUGGCGGCACCUGUAGUGGAUUCCGAGUACCUGAAGGAAAUCGAGAGGGCUCGUAGGGACCUUCGAGCUCUCAUCUCCAGCAAGAACUGCGCACCUAUAAUGCUCCGAUUAGCGUGGCAUGAUGCUGGCACUUAUGAUGCUAAAACGAAGACAGGAGGUCCUAAUGGCUCAAUCAGGAAUGUGGAAGAGUACAUACAGGAUGCAAAUAAAGGUUUGAAAAUUGCUAUAGAUCUAUGUGAGAUAGUGAGGGCCAAGCAUCCGAAAAUUACAUAUGCUGACCUCUACCAGCUUUCUGGGGUUGUUGCAGUUGAGAUCACUGGGGGCCCCACUAUUGACUUUGUCCCUGGUAGAAAGGAUUCAAUGGAUUCUCCCAAAGAAGGGCGCCUACCUGAUGCCAAACAAGGUGCAUCACACUUGAGGGAUAUUUUCUAUCGGAUGGGUCUAUCUGACAAGGAUAUUGUGGCACUGUCUGGGGGGCACACAUUGGGAAGGGCUCAUCAAGAGAGAUCAGGUUUUGAAGGCCCUUGGACAAAGGAGUCUCUGAAGUUUGACAAUUCAUACUUUGUGGAACUUCUGAAAGGUGAAUCGGAUGGAUUGUUAAAACUUCCAACAGAUAAAGUGUUAGUAGAGGAUCCUGAGUUCCGCCGCUAUGUGGAACUGUAUUCAAAGGACGAGGAUGCAUUCUUCAGAGACUAUGCGGCAUCACACAAGAAACUAUCAGAGCUAGGGUUUACUCCACCUUCAUCGGGUUUCAAGUUUACUGUAAAAAACAGUACACUAUUGGUCCAAGGUGCCGUGGGAGCUGCUGUUGCUGUUGCUGUAGUGAUUCUGAGUUACUUUUAUGAAGUUCACCGGCGAGUCAAGUAGAAAGGACAUUUCACAUCUAAAAAUCCAUACAGCUUGGGUGAACUCAGGUUACAUUUGCACAGCAAAUUGCUUCUAUUUCAGUUUGGAAAAUGCAAUAUCAUGGAGUCUUCUGCAUAUAAAAUAAAUGUGAUUGUAUGAGCAGUAAAACGAUACAAUUACGCUUCCCUGCCUGAUUGCAAGCAAACAAAUGUGUUCAUUUGAUUAAAGUGUGUAUUGAAUGCUCUCAUUAUCCUCUGCUUCUUGUACUUUGUUGUCAAACUCAUGUGGUUUAUUACAUACUCAAAACAUGUUAUUGUACAUUC
Messenger RNA from Ilex paraguariensis (yerba mate), 1182 nucleotides. The record is from the annotation of a GenBank genome assembly. NCBI's taxonomy places the organism in Eukaryota, Viridiplantae, Streptophyta, Magnoliopsida, Aquifoliales, Aquifoliaceae.